Mangifera indica (mango) is the source of this 2782-nucleotide messenger RNA. RefSeq names its product C2 domain-containing protein At1g53590-like. The coding region runs from base 212 to 2548 and encodes 778 amino acids. The transcript is spliced from 12 exons. Lineage: Eukaryota; Viridiplantae; Streptophyta; Magnoliopsida; Sapindales; Anacardiaceae. Gene Ontology annotation, molecular function: lipid binding. The record is from RefSeq and is a predicted model, not a curated record.
GUGAACCACUCAACACUCAACUCAUUAAUAUCCAAACCCUCUCUCUCUUCCUUUCUUGGCCAUGUCAACUUUAUAACUGUCCGAGUGUCACAAACAGAAACAGAAAUGAAACUCUUUUGAGUUUGGUUAGAUUAAGUUAUAAUUAUUUUCUUCAAGUUAAAGAUUUUGUUUGGUUUGUACAGGGAAAUUUGAAGUUUUUAAGAAUCUAAAGAUGACAACUUUGUUGGAGGUUUCUAUAAUUCAUCAUGUGGGCAUUGUAUUCUUGUUUCUUUGGUUGCUUUCUUUGUUUAAUCGAUGUGGCCCUAUAGCUUUUUUAAUGUCUAUAGUUUAUCUUUUCUGGGUUCAUGAGGAAUACGUUGAAAAAUUGAGGAGAAAAUUAAAGUUUGAGGAGAGGAAGCGGUCCUAUAUGAGAAGGGUGCUUUCGGAUUCUGAAACGGUGAGAUGGCUGAAUCAUGCUAUUGAAAAUAUAUGGCCCAUAUGCAUGGAACAGAUUGCUUCACAGAAGAUUCUGCUCCCAAUUAUACCUUGGUUUCUGGAGAAGUACAAGCCCUGGACUGCUAAAGAAGCUGUGGUUCAGCACCUAUAUUUGGGCAGAAACCCACCUAUGUUUAAUGAAAUGAGGGUUCUUCGCCAUUCUAAUGACGAUGACCACUUGGUAUUAGAGUUGGGUAUGAACUUUCUCACGGCAGAUGAUAUGAGUGCGAUCAUUGCUGUAAAACUGAGAAAAAGACUAGGAUUUGGAAUGUGGGCAAAGUUGCAUGUGACAGGCAUGCAUGUUGAAGGGAAGGUUUUGGUUGGGGUGAAGUUUCUUCGCCACUGGCCUUUUCUUGGCCGGUUGAGGUUAUGCUUUUCUGAGCCUCCAUAUUUUCAGAUGACUGUAAAACCUAUCUUCACUCAUGGACUUGAUGUUACAGAACUUCCAGGAAUUGCUGGAUGGCUAGACAAGCUUCUAUCUGUUGCAUUUGAGGAGACGCUUGUUGAGCCCAAUAUGCUGGUUGUAGAUAUGGAGAAGUUCGCUUCACCACAGCCAGAACAUUGGUUCUCCGUCAAUGUGAAGGAACCUGUUGCACAUGCAAUUGUUGAAGUUGUUGAAGCAUCAGAUAUGAAACCAUCAGAUUUCAAUGGUUUGGCUGAUCCAUAUGUGAAGGGGCAACUUGGACAGUACAGAUUCAGGACUAAGACACAAAAGAAAACUUUGACUCCAAAAUGGCACGAUGAAUUUAAGAUCCCCAUUUGUUCGUGGGAAUCACCUAAUGUGCUAUCUAUUGAAGUUCGUGACAAAGACCAUUUUAAGGAUGAUACCCUUGGUGACUGUACCAUAAAUAUCAGUGAUCUUAGGGAUGGCCAGAGACAUGACAUGUGGAUACCUCUCAAGAACGUUAAAGUGGGCAGGCUGCAUCUUGCAAUAACAGUAAUUGAAGAGGGUGCAAAGCAGGGGAAAAGUCAGUGGAAUGAGGAAGCAUUAAACAAGGAAGGAGUUCAAGAGGAAGAGGAGCUAAUGAGCAAGGAAGACAUGCAGAACUCCUUUGCUGAUGGUACUCAGGGAAGUUCCUUUUCAUCUUUAAUAUCAGAUAAGUCCCCAAAGAUGGCUGAUAAAUUUGAACCUAUAAACAUUGAGGGGCAAAAGGAGUGUGGCAUAUGGAUCCAUCACCCAGGAAGUGUAGUAUCACAGACUUGGGAGACUAGAAAAGGGAAGAGCAGGCGCGUUGAUACCCAGAUUCAUAGUAAUGAUUCCUCUCACAGCACUAGUCCAGCAGUAUCUGGAUCAUUGAACAAUGACAGCAGCAGUGAUGAUGAAAAUUCUGAGGGGAAAAAUCCUAUAAAUUCUGUUAGGCGGGGCUUACGGAAGAUUGGUUCUAUGUUUCGAAGGAGUCCUAAAAGGGGGGAUCAUUCAGGCAGAAUUUCAGAGCCUAUUUCAUCUCUGCAGGCUAACCUUAAAGCAAUUAAUUCUAGGAAGUUUAGUGUGAAGUUGAUAGUAGAUGACCUUCCAGUGCCCAUUUCUGGUAGCACUCCAGAAGAAGUAUGUGUUAAUUCAGAUGGAAGUAAUCCAGAAAGCCCAGAAAAGAGAAGUAAUCCAGAAAGCCCAGAAAAGAAGCAUAUGAAAGGUAUAGCGAAGAGCCUUCUGAAAAAGGCAGAGAAGCGAGCUCACAACUUAAAGCAAGUUCUUUCCCGAAAAGGGUCUAGAAAUUCUGUAGGCGAUCCAUCUACAGUUCCUGAACAAGAAAUCUAUCCAGAAUCUGACUCUUCUCAUGAUGAAUCUGUUACCUCACCCUCUAUUGUUGAAAGAAUACCUGAGUGUGAAAACAAUGAGUCUUGUAAAACUGAGCAAAUUUUUCAGACUGGUUCAGGCGAUCCCCAAAUGGAUAUUGAGGACCAAAGGGAGAAGACAAGUGUUGAAGCUGAUGAGAAGAGAAGGGAUAACGAGAUAAACAAACCUGACAGGAGUGGUAAUGUACUGAUUGAGUCUGCAACUCCCAAGCGUUCGGAGGAGGAUAUGAAACCCAAAGAAAAUGGAAAAUCCAACCCAGAUGAAAAUAUUAUCUCAUAGUAGUUAGUGUUGUCAAAAACUGAGUAAAUUACAGAGUCAACAUUAAGAUCUUGCUCUAUUCUGUUUAUCUGUUGAUUUCUUAUUUCAUUUAGCAAAGUUUGGUCCUAGCUUUCAAAAACCCUGGUGCAGCUUCAGGCAUAAUGUCUUCUUGUGUGUAUGGUUGUAUUUCAUGUCAGCAUUUUGUAUAGCAGUACACAGAAUACAAAUAAAAUUCAAGUUUUGGAUUUUUUGCAA